AUGGCCACCGUCAGUCUCGCGCUCUCGCUGCGAUUCGCGCCGUCGUCGCGACCGCUGAAUCUCCACCGCAGGAGGCCCGACGCCGUGACCUGCCGCGCAACCACCGCCACGUUCCACCGGCUCGACGCCGUCGUGAGAGAGGAAGAGUCUAAAUUUCGGAGGGCCGCGGCGGAGGGCUGUAACUUGGUGCCGAUCACGAGAAGCAUUUUCUCUGAUCAUCUUACUCCGGUGCUCGCGUACCGUUGCCUAGUCAAAGAAGAUGAUCGUGAGGCGCCUAGCUUCCUCUUCGAAUCCGUAGAACAAGGGUCCGAAGGUACUAAUAUGGGAAGGUAUAGCGUUGUGGCGGCCCAGCCUGCUAUGGAGGUAUUGGCGAAGGCUAACAAAGUCACGGUGAUGGACCAUGAGUUGAAGUCGAGGAGGGAGCACUUGGUGCCUGAUCCCAUGAAGAUUCCAAGGACCAUCAUGGAACAGUGGAACCCGCCGCAAGUUACUGAUGGCCUCCCUGAUGCGUUUUGUGGAGGGUGGGUUGGAUUCUUCUCAUACGAUACAGUGCGUUAUGUUGAGACAAAGAAGCUUCCUUUUAGCAAGGCACCGCAUGACGACAGGAACAUUCCUGACAUGCAUUUAGGCCUCUAUACCAACGUCAUUGUGUUUGAUCAUGUUGAAAAGAAAAUGCAUGUUAUCCACUGGGUGAGGACGGACUGCUACCAAUCUCUUGACGAAGCAUAUGAAGAUGGGACAAAUCGGCUUGAAUCUUUGCUAUCAAGAUUACAUUGCUUCAACGUCCCAACGCUUUCUUCUGGUUCUAUAAAACUUAACGUUGGAGGCUUUGGAUCGGCGACGCUAAAGUCAAAUAUGUCAAAAGAAGAGUAUAAAAAUAUCGUUGUCCAAGCUAAAGAACACAUCUUGGCUGGUGACAUUUUUCAAGCAGUUCUAAGCCAGCGCUUGGAGAGACGGACGUUCGCGGACCCCUUUGAGAUCUACCGUGCGUUGCGCAUCGUCAAUCCUAGCCCAUAUAUGGCCUAUCUACAGGCACGAGGCUGUAUUCUCGUGGCAUCAAGCCCUGAAAUUCUUACGCGGGUACAAAAGAGGACAGUAGUCAAUCGACCGCUUGCUGGAACCAUAAGAAGAGGCAAAACAAAGGCAGAAGACAAAGUUUUAGAACAAUUGCUUCUGAGUGAUGAAAAGCAACGUGCUGAACAUAUAAUGCUUGUAGACCUUGGAAGGAAUGAUGUUGGAAAGGUCUCCAAACCAGGUUCAGUAAAGGUGGAGAAAUUGAUGAAUAUUGAACGAUAUUCUCAUGUCAUGCACAUCAGCUCAACCGUCACCGGUGAGCUACGUGAUGAUCUUACGUGCUGGGAUGCGCUACGAGCUGCAUUGCCAGUUGGAACAGUUAGUGGAGCUCCAAAGGUGAGAGCAAUGGAGUUGAUCGACGAGCUAGAAGCGGACAUGCGUGGGCCGUACAGCGGUGGCUUCGGAGGGAUUUCCUUCAACGGCGACAUGGACAUCGCGCUCGCCCUUCGCACCAUCGUCUUCCCCACCGCAUCCCGGUUCGACACCAUGUACUCCUACGCGAACGGGAAGUCACGGCAGGAGUGGAUCGCUCACCUUCAGGCCGGAGCCGGCAUAGUCGCCGAUAGCAAGCCGGAUGACGAGCACCAGGAGUGCCUGAACAAGGCUGCUGGGGCUGCUCGCGCCAUUGACCUCGCCGAAUCCACGUUUCUCCAAGAGUAGUCGCCUAGGCCUAGCUAUAGUCCGGAACUAUGUUGUUAGUUGAUUAUGGAUUAUUGUACUGGAAAACAUAUAUAUGUUUUAUUUAUUUACUUGGUUGAAUAAAAACUCGAUUGUAAUAAAGUUAUUAGUAUUAAAUGUAAAACAAAUGACCAUCUUUUUAGCAUCA
Zea mays is the source of this 1900-nucleotide messenger RNA. Its product is annotated as anthranilate synthase alpha subunit 1, chloroplastic. The coding region runs from base 1 to 1734 and encodes 577 amino acids. Gene Ontology annotation, biological process: L-tryptophan biosynthetic process. Gene Ontology annotation, molecular function: anthranilate synthase activity. NCBI's taxonomy places the organism in Eukaryota, Viridiplantae, Streptophyta, Magnoliopsida, Poales, Poaceae. The transcript is spliced from 11 exons. The record is from RefSeq and is a predicted model, not a curated record.